This is a messenger RNA of Ilex paraguariensis (yerba mate), 195 nucleotides long. The record is from the annotation of a GenBank genome assembly. Lineage: Eukaryota; Viridiplantae; Streptophyta; Magnoliopsida; Aquifoliales; Aquifoliaceae.
AUGUCACGGAAUCUACCAUUCGUAGAUAGCUACGUUGGUUAUACUUCCGAACCAUCCGCAGCGGAAAAGAGUUCAGACGAUGAGCAAAGAAAAGUUCCCGCUUUACCAAGGUUUCUCAGGGUGGUUAUGGAGGUGAUGGCGAGGCAGAAGCUCCUGCGUUUUAUAGAACCAAUUGGGCAGCUUUCGGUACGGUAA